AAAGAGAGAAAGAAACAGAAGCCACGCGCCACCCAGAACCUGGGGCGGAGAGGGGAAAAAACGAAUGGGCAGCAGGUGGCGCUGUAGAAUAGCGCGGCCUCUCUGGCCCUGUCCCAUCUCUAUGGCCGGACCUCCCUGCCGGAUGAGUCCCGGGAAGCGGAGCUUUGUCCACGUGGGUGGCCAGGUGCAGCCAGACAGACACCCAGCCCACCAUGGAGUCCUUCCCGUCCUUUAAAUUGUGCUUCCAGAAGGCCGUGAGACUGGGGCUCGCUGUUCGUCACAUCCGCUCUGCCCAGAUUUUCCGCCACUUCUCAGCACAGGAGGAGGAACAGCUGUUGCUAGAAAACGAGUCCCCCAACAGGGCUGGCCCCAAGGAAGGAUCUUGCCUGCACGUCGACUCUCUUCCGGAUAGGGCUGCAAGUGGGGAGGCUGCCCAGCCAAACCAGAAGCCGCUUCCAGCUAGCAAACCCGGCAGAGAUCUCAGGCUCCAGACUCCGUUCCACCACCGGUGGAAGCUGCCCGCCAAAGGUCCGCCUGCCAGGGAGGAGGAAUUCUGGAACCUGAGGAACGAUGACUUCUCCAAAGAGAAGGGACGGUCACGGCCCAGAUCUCUGCUGAUUGAAAGGACUGAAGGCUCUGAGAUCUUGUUUGGGAUUGCACCCUGUUCCUUGGCGCUGGCAAGGUCCAAGAGGGAUUUUUUCAGGCUUUUCCUCAAGUCCGGCAGUACCAGGGCACGGCCUGUGAUGGAAGAAUUCUCCCAGCAAGCAGAGGCCCGGGGCAUCCCUCUGCAGCUGGUUCCACGGAAGGUGCUGGAUGUCCUCUGUAAGGGAGGGGUCCACCAGGGUGUUUGCUUGGAGGCCACACCCCUUCGUCCUAUUCGCUGGCAGGAAGGCUCCUCCCAGGAGGCUGAGGGGGCCACCAGCGAGAGGUCCCAGCUCCUCUGGCUGGCCUUGGAGGGGAUACAAGACCCCAUGAACCUGGGGGCCGUUCUACGGUCAGCUCACUUCUUGGGUGUCGACAGGAUUGUGAUGAGUCAUAAGAACAGUUGCCCUCUCACACCUGUUGUCAGCAAAGCGAGUGCCGGGGCCAUGGAAGUCUUGGAUGUGUUCGGCGUUGACCAUCUCCAGAGCUUUCUCCAGGCGAAAUCUGAACAAGGAUGGGAGAUCGUUGGGACGGUUGGCCAUUCCACAGCGCUGGAUGGCGUUCCUGUGGAGAGCUGCUUGGAUUUUCGCUGGACGAGGCCCACUGUCUUGUUACUAGGGAACGAAGGUGCUGGGCUUUCUCCGGAGAGUAGGAGCCUGUGCCGAAGGAUGUUGAGCAUCUUCCCAGGAAGAGAACUUCAGCCUGGGAUUGAAUCGUUGAACGUGUCCGUGGCGGCUGGGAUCCUUCUGCAUUCCAUAUGUAGCCAAAAAAUGAAAGCUGCAUGAAGCCUUUGUCCCUUCUGCCUUGAGAAAACAAGAACGUGUCUUUGAAGAUGCUUCUUCCACCAGGCUGUGAGGACGGGGCAUCUCUUGCAAGAGACGUGCGAGGCGAGAAAGAUUUUGAGGGUCUUCAGGAAGCUGCAGGAUCCCUUUAAAUUGAGAAAAAAUUAACAGCUAACCUAGAUGCAGUGGCCUCUCUAGACGACUUUGGUUCUACAAGAGGAUACCUCUCCCUCUAGCGAACAUUUGCUCAAGUGGACUUCUGCAAAGCUGCCUUGGAGUUGUAUUAUCUUCCUUCACCCAACUUCGCUUACUGGGCAGCCACAUUAUGUGAGACAUCCUAUGGACCGCUUCCCAUGUUGUAGUCAUUGCAGUGCCCCAGACGCAUCUGAUAUGAAGCUCUAGGAGAAUGUAAAGGGACUUUCUUCUCCCAUGUUCCUGCCCCCCUAGUAGGUGGGUGACCACUGGUACCAGUUUUGCAGGUCCAGUAAGCACUGUGGGCCGAGAAUAAAUAAAAUGAGAGAGUGAAGGUG
Messenger RNA from Heteronotia binoei (common prickly gecko), 1954 nucleotides. It is a transcript of the gene MRM1, whose product is annotated as mitochondrial rRNA methyltransferase 1. The transcript is spliced from 6 exons. Gene Ontology annotation, molecular function: RNA methyltransferase activity; RNA binding. Gene Ontology annotation, cellular component: mitochondrion. Bases 213 to 1427 code for a protein of 404 amino acids. The record is from RefSeq and is a predicted model, not a curated record. Lineage: Eukaryota; Metazoa; Chordata; Lepidosauria; Squamata; Gekkonidae. Gene Ontology annotation, biological process: rRNA methylation.